Dovyalis caffra is the source of this 873-nucleotide messenger RNA. The record is from the annotation of a GenBank genome assembly. NCBI's taxonomy places the organism in Eukaryota, Viridiplantae, Streptophyta, Magnoliopsida, Malpighiales, Salicaceae.
AUGCCAUCAGGUAUGGGUAAACUAACAAAGCUCCAAAAGUUGACUGAUUUCUUCCUUGGAAAACAGAGUGGUUCAAGCAUUAACGAGUUGGGGAAGCUUCAAUAUCUACAGGAAAGUAUUUGUAUUUGGAAUCUUCAAAAUGUUGUGAAUCCUCAAGAUGCUGCAGAAGCCGAUUUGAAAGUUAAGAAGCAGCUUGAGGGGUUGCAGUUGAGAUGGGACGGUGAUACUGAUGAAUCACAACUUGAAAGAAACGUGCUUGAGAAAUUAGAGCCUCAUGCAAAUUUGAAAUCUCUCGAGAUAUAUGGUUAUGGGGGUACCAGGUUUCCUGAAUGGAUGGGAGUCAUGAAUGCUGGUCGUUCCACUUCUCUAGAAGAGAUUGAUGUCCCUUCCCUGGAGUAUUUGUCAUUGGCUGACCUUCCAGAAGUAGAGUCGUUUCCAGAAAGUGGACUGCCCGCAAAAUUGCAAUCUCUUAGCAUAUGGAGUUGCAACAAACUGAUUGCAGGUCGCAUGCAAUGGAAUUUGCAUUCACAUCCUUCUCUUUCAAGACUUGAAAUUUCGAUGAAUGAAGGAGUUGAAUCCUUCCCAGAGGACAAUAUGCUGCCCUCCACUCUUACAUAUCUUGAGAUAUCACAUUUCAAAAAUCUGAAAGCUCUGAAUGACGGGAUUCAACAACUCACCUCUCUAACAGACUUCCGUAUUUUUGAUUGCCCGGAGCUCCAGUUCCUGCCACAAAAGGGGCUGCCCUCCUCCCUUUCUUCUCUUGAAAUCCGCAGAUGUCCUCUGCUGGGAUUUACGUCGCUAGUUGAAGAUUGGCACAAGAUUUCCCACAUUUCCGACAUACGCAUUAAUGGGCAUCAUAUUAGACUACACUAG